Ceratitis capitata (Mediterranean fruit fly) is the source of this 2812-nucleotide messenger RNA. RefSeq lists its product as uncharacterized. Gene Ontology annotation, cellular component: nucleus. The transcript has 5 exons. Gene Ontology annotation, biological process: regulation of transcription by RNA polymerase II. The record is from RefSeq and is a predicted model, not a curated record. NCBI's taxonomy places the organism in Eukaryota, Metazoa, Arthropoda, Insecta, Diptera, Tephritidae. Gene Ontology annotation, molecular function: DNA-binding transcription factor activity, RNA polymerase II-specific; RNA polymerase II transcription regulatory region sequence-specific DNA binding. Bases 314 to 2617 code for a protein of 767 amino acids.
ACGAAUGGUAACUGUUUGUCAUUACAAUAAUGGCGUUUUAUUGAAAUUUGAAUGAAAGUUAUUUCAUCAUAAGUUCACAUUACGUAUAGAGAAUAGUAGUUUCUUACAUAAAAUAAUGUUAUUCGUCGAAGAUGGAUUAUUAAUUUGUUGAAAAAAAAACCACAAGCGGCCAAAAGUUUUCAUAAUUAUAAAUAAACUCAGGAUUUGAUGUUCACUGUCACCAAAUAAACAUUUUUUUCUUCGAAGAUAAGCUCCCGAGUACGCGGAAUUCUUUAAGAUCGUUAUGGUUUAAGUUUUCAAUUAUAAUUACAAUAUGAUCAACACAGGAGACUUUAAUGUAACAAACCGUGGUAAUGUGUUGUUACCACGUGGAUUGGUGCCAUUGGAUAAAUGCAAACUUGUACACACUACGAUUAUACCUCAGAGCACCGGUGAGAGGUUUUCUUCCCCAUAUGCAAUACAAACUUCCCUAAAUGCCUAUACCAAUGAUAACAAAUUGCCAGCCGAUAUAAAAAGUGUGAAGACUAACGACAUUCACUUGGUGGGACCACAGGUCCAUGUCCAGUGUAUUCAAAGUCAUCCCACUUUGCAAAACAAAAAAUGGAGUUCAACUGGCUGCAGUUUUAAUAAUGAAAGAGUUCGAAAUGUAAAUAGAAUAGAAAGUGCCUUUAUAUUAAGCAAAACCGCCAGUGGCAAUAAUAUUAAUAACACUACCUACCCAAAUACAUUGAACAACGUAGAAUGUGAUAAGAGUUUAAACAUCGGUAAUCCUAUGAAAUCAAUUCAAGAAGCUAUUGCUCAUAGAGAGUUAAGUGAUAGGCAUAUGACGUCCGUUUCCAGUAUUGAUUACCAAGAAAAUGCCUUUCACCACAUCGAAGAUGUGCACAAUUAUGCUAAGAUGGAUCGCUAUAGUUAUUCGAAUGAGAGUAGCAACAGUAGUAUGCAUGAAGACGAUAAUGAAGAUGAGGAUGCUGACUUAGAUGAAGACGAUGAUGCGGCUACAAACUACGAGCGAUAUGUAAAUAAAAGCAAGUACUUUGCUGCAAAAAAUGGGAAGUGCGAGAAAGCAAAUACGCUUAUAGUAAGAAUGGAAACGGAGGAGACUGAUUUACAUGUUGAUGUUGAGACUGUGCACCAAGUGCAGAAGGAAACUGAAGUGGCAGUGCCUAGCACACCGGAUCAUCAUGCGCGCAGACCGAUGAAUGCCUUUUUAAUAUUUUGCAAACGUCACAGAGCAAUAGUUAAAGAACGCUACAAAACUUUGGAAAACAGGGCAAUCACAAAAAUACUGGGUGAUUGGUGGGCUUCCUUGGAUGCCACUGAUAAGAAAUGUUUCACGAAUUUGGCGCAACAGAAUAAAGAUGCUUUUUUUAACGCCAAUCCAAAUUUCAAGUGGUACAAGCUUCCUGCACCUCCCCUUCGAACUCUAAGCACUCGACCAGGCAAUGUUGGUCGUAAAUCGGAACAGGAUUAUGAUUUUAAAUUGAAUAUGAUGGCAGUACAAAGUGGCGUUUCUCUGUUACCAAAGUUCCCAAAGAACAGCAAUCACAAUUUGUUUAAACUAGCUGAUGAAGCACACAUGGGUGAGCUAAGUCAUUUGUUUAACACCGAAAGUAACAUCAAUAUGUGCAAUGCAAACCAGAAUACAUUGCAGCAGGUGUUGGGGGAAACAUCGCAGUUUAUAAACGCAUAUAUGUUACCCAUCAACGGCACCGAUGGUGACCAAGAAAGCAAAAAGCGUCUGUUAAGUGAAAACAGUUUUUCAAGUAAUGGAAGUGAAGAUGAUACUUUGCCUAAAAAAUCGUCAAGGAGUUGUAAAGGAAAAAUCUAUCAAGAACUUAUCAAUUCGGGGAAAAUAUCGGCAGUCUCUAAGAAAAUAAAGGGGUCAAAAUCACAGCACCAUCUCAAUGGCUUUUCGCAGCAAUAUAUUAGUACUAAUCAUAGUUCUACUCAAGCUUCCCUAGAUGGCUCCAAGAAUCCUACAACCACAUGGGCAAACAUGCCGAUAUAUAAAAGUAAAUCUAAAAUAAGUGAAUCUUCUUACGUUGACAGUUCACAAUCCAAUUGUGAUGUUUCAAAUUUUGAUUUGGAGGAAAAAAUUAAGGAACUGCCAGCCCUAAGCUUAGAUCUUUAUUUGCAGCGAAAGCGAAACACUAAGAAGAAAAAGAAGUUUACGUCCAAAAAACGUCAUUCGAAUAAUAUAUUAAGCAGCAGAAAGUCAGGGGCAAACAACGUAAUGACCGCAUCACCUCUAUCAGCUACGGAUAAGAAUCGAGAUGUGUCACCACAGCAGGCUGUCGGCAGCCAAAAACGAAAAGCGCGAAAAGAGAGCAUCACUAGACGUGAUAUUACAGCCAUUGAAAAUGAAAUUGCUUCUGUAAUUUCACUAGCUAACGGUUUCAACACAGUACAUGGCUGUUAUUACCUCAAUGAAUCACUAAAUGCGCCGGUACCUAAAACCAUGGUAUUAGGCGAACCAACGAUAUCCACAGUUGGAAUGGAAGCGGACAAUCAACAUAGUCAUCAAUUUGGCAAUUUGUACAAUGAUAAUUCGUCUACCUCUGACUUAUUCAUUCUGGCCGAGGUUGCUGCCAAUCGCACCGAAUUAACAAAUUGAAACGUGAUCAUAUAAAAUUUUACUAUUUACUAAAAACCAUAUAAGCACCAAAAAUUGAUUAUAUCUUAAAAAUGCAAUUUGUUGCAUUUAUUCACAUAUGCUUAGUUAAUAGAUUUAAUCAAAAAUUGUUAUUGUUUUCAAAAGUUAUAUUUAAACAACUAGUUUAGUAUCGGAAAUAAAAUCUUAUUAUAUUUU